ACCACCCCCAAUUGUCCCCAACACACCCCCACCGGUCGUGUGUCCAAAGUGUGGUGAAAAGGUGGUGAAAAUUGUUGGUUUUUCUCUGUUUUUGUGCGAUUUUUGUGGUGCUUUUUCGCAAAAGAAGAAGAAGAGGUGCAUUCAGUCAGCGCCCCUUGCGGCGCCGUGUGCAAACCCAACAACAGUGUGUGUUUUGAGGAAAGGAGAAGAAGAAAAUGCAAUUUUCCCUUCUGCAUCUCAUUGUGGAGUGAUUUUGGCAGCGGAAGUGAAGAAAUUGGUGAUUUUGUGAGUGUGUUCUUGUGUCGUGAAGAAGAUGCCAAUGGGCGGUGUUUGGUGCUGAAAGUUCUCAAUCAAACACACACACACACAAAACAGUGGAUUUGACGCUUUCUUGUGCCUUUGAGAAAGUGAGUUUUUCGCGUGACACGCACGCCAUCCGCUUGAUGCUGAGCCACACAGUCAUCGACGACUGGCAAUGACAUUCCGCGCCCGCGAAGUGCAGUGAAAUCUCCCUCUUGAGCGCUUGUCUCUCUCUCUCUCUCUCCACCCCAGCGACGACUCUGCGCGCCCCUCAGACGCCACCCAGACAACCGCCCAGACACCCUCAAAGCAGCGCCCCUCAAGAGAUGCGCGAGUUCAAGGUCGUGGUGCUGGGCUCCGGAGGCGUGGGCAAGUCCGCCCUCACCGUCCAAUUCGUGUCCGGAUGCUUCAUUGAGAAGUACGAUCCCACAAUUGAGGAUUUCUACAGGAAGGAGAUUGAGGUUGACAACUCACCGUGCGUUCUGGAGAUUCUGGAUACCGCCGGAACAGAACAGUUUGCCUCAAUGAGGGAUUUGUACAUAAAAAAUGGCCAUGGAUUUAUUGUUAUGUAUUCACUAACAAAUCAUCAAACGUUUCAAGAUAUAUCAAAUAUGAAAAAUGUUAUAAGUCGUGUUAAGGGAAGUCAACCUGCACCUAUUCUCCUAGUCGCCAAUAAACUAGAUUUAGAAUGCCAAAGAGAAGUCUCCACACAGGAAGGAAACACCCUCGCAGAGCUGUGGGAUUGCCCGUUUAUCGAGGCCUCCGCCAAAGAUCGCAUCAACGUGAACGAGGUGUUCGCCACGAUAGUGCGAGAGAUGAACAUGACGUCGGAGAAGCGCCAAAAGAAGUCCUACUGCUGCUGCACGCUGUUAUAGGGCAGCAGCAGCAGCAGAUCACUCCUGAUCGGUGCACGCGUGAGUCGCCACGACGCGGCAUUUCUUUAAUUUCUUAAAAAAUUCUGCAUAAAAGGAGGAGGAAAAACCCUUUCUUUUUUAUUUUUAGGCUUUUAAGCAAAACUUCUUUUUUUUCUUCCUGUCUCUAGCUUAAUUCUUUCUCUACAUUUAUAUUGUGUAUAAAAAAAAGAAACUAAUUUUGUUGUGUUUUUCCUUCUCUUUUCGUACAAUUUUUGUUUUUUUUACUAUGACAGAGAAAAAUCAAUUUGUCUUUGGCUUUUGAGACUCAAGAGAAAGAGAGAGAGAAGAAAAAACACUUUUUUACCGCAAAUUGAUGAUGAUGAAAAGGAGGAGGAAAAAGAUAUUGAAAUCAUGUGUAUUUUUGGGAUCAAAAUAGCAAAAAAAAAAAGGAGAAGAAGAAGAAGAAGAAACUGAAGAAGAAACAAUGAGAAUGUGAGGUGAAAAAAAAUAUGUCGAUAAUAAUUUUUUAAAAUAAUGUGGAAAUGAAGAUGAAGAAAUGGAAAAUCUUGUAGAUUUUUUCUUUCUGUUUUUUUUUUGGUUCAUUCUGGGCAAAUUCUUUUUCUAUGUGUGUGUGUGUCCAUCGAAGAAGAAGCUGAAGAAGGAGAAGAAGGAGAAAAAAUGGAAAAAUAUAUCAAAUAACUAAGAAGAAAAGAAAAAUAGGUGAAAAGAAAAACAAGGAGCAAAAAAAAAAUAUUUGUAAUUGAGAGGAAUUAAAAUGAAAGUGAGAAAGAUGAAGAAAAAGAAAAACUUUAUAGUGUUAAAAGAAUAAAACAUAAGAAGAGAAGAACAUUUCAAGAAGCGUCAGAAGAUGAAGAUGAAGAAAAGUGUGUGGAAAAAGUGCGUGUGAAAGAGAGAGAAAAAAAUAGUUUGAAUAGACAGAAAUAUUUUUGCACAACUUCGUGAAGACAAACAAGAUAAAAAAUUUAGAGAGAAAAUAAAAAAAAACAUUCAGUGUUUCUACCAAGAAUA
Phlebotomus argentipes is the source of this 2183-nucleotide messenger RNA. It is a transcript of the gene Rap2l, whose product is annotated as ras-related protein Rap-2a. Gene Ontology annotation, biological process: negative regulation of cell migration; Rap protein signal transduction. NCBI's taxonomy places the organism in Eukaryota, Metazoa, Arthropoda, Insecta, Diptera, Psychodidae. Gene Ontology annotation, cellular component: plasma membrane. The transcript is spliced from 4 exons. Bases 627 to 1175 code for a protein of 182 amino acids. The record is from RefSeq and is a predicted model, not a curated record. Gene Ontology annotation, molecular function: GDP binding; GTP binding; GTPase activity.